CGCAGCGCACGUCACGUACGCACGGAGUCCAGGGUUAGAUACGCGGCGAUGGCGACUCUGCUUUACAAGCGGACCGACUGAAACGGCAAAGGGAGCCGACAGCUCGUUUAUCGCGCCGUCAGGCGUGCGACCUCGGACGGGGCGCACGAAGAGCUGACGGAAUCGCCGCCUUGCCGGUUUCCGCGCUGGAAUUCCCUCUCAGAGUCCAAUGUCAUCUUAUUGGCAGGGUCACUCGAGACGGAGUCACCUACAGGUUUCCUCAUCUGUUUCUCUUAUCUGACUGAGAUUGGGGUCUCGUGUCGGAGACAGGCGUUCCCAGGCGACUGAAGCACGCUGUCACCGGGGCCAUGGAGGAGGAGGGGCAGCGGAGUCCAGAGUGCAUGCAGCCCAAUCAGAUCUUCCCGAAGAAGGCGCCGGUCCUGGAGGAGGAGAGCCUGCAGGUGCCCUUCCCCGAGCUACACGGGGAGUCUGCGGAGUACGUGGGGAGAGCUGAGGACGCCAUCAUCGCCAUAUCUCCAUACCGGCUGCACAUCAAGUUCAAAGAGUCCAUUGUGAACAAUCACUCAAGUGACGUUUCAGUCCCACUGCAGCUCAUCGAGAGCGUCGAAUGCCGGGAUAUUUUCCAGCUCCACAUCAUCUGCAAGGACUGCAAAGUCAUCAGGUGCCAGUUCUCCACCUUUGAGCAGUGCCAGGAGUGGCUGAAGCGGCUGACAGCCGCCACGCAGCCCCUCUCUCGCCUGGAGGAGCUCUUCUCCUUCGCCUUCCAUGCCUGGUGUGUGGAUAUGUACGCGGGGGAGAAGGAACAGCGUGGGGAGCUCUGCAGACCUGGUGAGCAUGUGAUCUCACGCUUCAAAAAUGAGGUGGAGCGGAUGGGCUUCGACACUCAGAAUGUCUGGAGGAUUUCCGAAAUCAACACCAAGUACAGGCUCUGCUCCAGCUACCCCCAACUCCUGCUGGUACCGGCCUGGAUCACUGACAAGGAGCUGGAGAAUGUGGCAGCGUUCCGGUCCUGGAAGCGAUUUCCGGCUGUGGUGUACAGGCAUCAGAGCACGGCUGCUGUGAUCGCCCGCUGCGGUCAGCCAGAGGUCAGCUGGUGGGGUUGGCGUAACGCGGACGACGAGCACCUGGUGCAAUCCAUCGCCAAGGCAUGCGCUAUGGACAGCAGCUUCCGGAAGCACCUGGCCAAUGGCUCCUGCUCUCGUGACUACGCCAACGGUGGUGACUUCUCCUCCGAUGGAGAUUUUGAUGCCUCCAUGACCAACAGCUCGGAGGUGGAGACCUUAGCCAUCCAGCCCCCGAAGUUGCUCAUUCUGGAUGCCAGGUCAUACGCAGCUGCCGUGGCCAACCGGGCCAAAGGGGGGGGCUGCGAGUGCCCAGAGUACUAUCCAAACUGCGAGGUGGUCUUCAUGGGCAUGGCCAACAUCCACUCCAUCCGCAAGAGCUUCCAGUCGCUGCGCUUACUCUGCACGCAAAUGCCCGACCCGGCCAACUGGCUCUCAGCGCUUGAGGGCACCCGCUGGCUGCAGCACCUGUCACUCCUCCUCAAGGCCGCCCUGUUGGUGGUGAAUGCCGUGGACCGGGACCACCGGCCCGUGUUGGUGCACUGCUCUGAUGGCUGGGACCGCACUCCUCAGAUCGUGGCGCUGUCCAAACUGCUGUUGGACCCCUACUACCGGACUGUGGAGGGCUUCCAGGUCCUGGUGGAGACCGAGUGGCUCGAUUUCGGGCACAAGUUUGCCGACCGCUGUGGGCAUGGAGAGAACUCCGUGGACCCAAACGAGCGUUGCCCCGUCUUCCUGCAGUGGCUAGACUGCGUGCAUCAGCUGCAAAGGCAGUUUCCCUGCUCCUUCGAGUUCAGCGAGGCCUUCCUGGUGAAGCUGGUGCAGCACACAUACUCCUGCCUGUUUGGCACCUUCCUGUGUAACAGCAGCAAGGAGCGGGAUGAGCAUCGCAUCCAGGAACGCACCUGCUCCGUCUGGUCACUGCUGCGGCCCGCCAACCGCGGCUUCCGGAACAUGCUGUACUCCUCCCACUCCGAGACGGUACUGCACCCCGUGUGCCACGUACGUAACCUGAUGCUCUGGACCGCCGUGUACCUGCCCAGCUCAUCUCCCACCACACCUUCCGACGACUCCUGUGCCCCUUACCCCGAGGACCCACCCCUGGGCAGACUUCCAAAGACACGAUCAUUUGACAAUCUGACCAGUGCCUGUGAUGUGGGGGGGUCUUUAGCCCCAAACCGGCGAUCCAGUGACCCCAGCCUGAACGAGAAAUGGCAAGACCACCGGCGUUCCCUGGAGCUCAACAUCGGGGUUGGCUCUGAAGGGGGCGGGGCUUCGGACCUGGACAGCAGGACCUGUAUCCAUGCAGGGUUGGGUCCCAGAGAAGAGUGGUCUGACAGAGAGCCGGGGGCCAGUAUGCCCUCUGCAGAGAACGCAGACGGGACAGAGGAGGCCAGGAUCCUGAGGGUGACGCUGCCUGGGGAGGAGAGCAUGGAGGAGGCUGAGCUCUCCGUAGUGGCUGGUGUCCCUGAGGCACAGAUGGAGAAUAUCCUGCAGGAGGCCACCGAGGAGGCAGGGACAGAGAUCUACAACAACAAUGCCAGCCGGGAAAGUCCUCCCCUAGAAGGGGGCUCUGUCACUCCCCCGAAUAUCCCACAUGGCUCUUCUACGACCCGACCCCCUGCCACGGAACUGCUUGCCAAGGCAGCCAUGCCACCAGAGGACAAGGCACCAGAGGCUGAGGAUGGAGAAGAGCAGAAGGACUCCGCCCCUAAGUUGACCAACGGCCACGCCCAGGUCCUCUCCACGGGAGAGCUGGAGAAGUUGCAGGCUGGUGUGGAGCAGCUGGAGGACAGGGCCUCACUCAUGGCGAGUUCCACGGAGACUCUGACCGAGGACGAUGCUGCCCGGCCCGAUAGCCAAAGGCAGCUCCCGCUCUUCGAGGUGAAGUGUCCACCCCACUACCUCAGGAAAAAGGAGUCCAUCAAGGCAGAGGCUGAGCGAGGUCCCACCAGGACUUUGAACGGGGCCGAGUGCCCCUCCCACAGUGCCUUGCAAUCCCCGAAAGCAGAACCCCUAUGCAAUGGGGUGACACCCUCUGACAUGGAGACCCGGGUCAACGGGGAUCGUGCCCCUCUGAGUCGACAGGUCUCAGCAGCCAGCUGUGGAUCGCUCCCCCCACACCCCCGGGGGGGGCGCUGCCCCCAUACCCCGCUAGUGGGCCGUGCCCCUGCCAGCCCUGAGCAGUCCAUGCGCAGCCACCUGGACGAGGACGGGCUGGCGGUGCCGGUGGACGUGGUGCAGCAGCGGCUGCGGCAGAUCGAGGCUGGACACCGGUUGGAGGUGGAGAUCCUCAAGAGGCAGGUGCAGGAGCUGCGCAGUCGCCUGGAGAGCCAGCAGCUGGGAGGCAGCGGUACUGGGGGACGCCUCAAUGGGGACGCCGGAGACGAAGUGACCUCCAUUCCGGACUCUGGGUGCAACCUGGACCCGAACUGCAUGUCCCGCUGCAGCACAGAAGUCUUCUCCGAGGCCAGCUGGGUGCGAGUGGACAACCAGGAUGCCAAGGUGACCCGGUGGUAUCCGGAUCACUUGGCAGCCCAGUGUUAUGGGUGCGAGAGCAGGUUCUGGCUGGCCACCCGGAGGCACCACUGCAGGGGCAGGGAGCCCGCUGAAGAAGCCUGGAACUGUGGGAAUGUGUUUUGUGCUACCUGCUGCAACCAGAAGAUGCCAGUGCCGAGCCAGCAGCUGUUUGAGCCGAGCCGCGUCUGCAAGGCCUGCUAUGGCAACCUGCAGCUCCUGGAGCUGGAAAAGCCCAUCACUGCAAGCUCUAAUUAAUGGACUCCACCCUCCACCCAGCACCCUGGAGGAGCCGGGAAGGGCAGGAUGACGAAGGGGGCGGAGCCUGGCCGAGUAUGCAUUGCUUGCAGGAGGAGCCGAGGGGGGAAGACCCUCCUGUGCCCAUGGAGCCAUGGAGUGUGUGCGUGUAUGUGCAUCAGACUCUUCCCGUGUGCUGGACCGUGUCAUGUGAUGCACUGAGAUGCUGCGUGUUUAUCCAGUGCUGCUGGAGGGGGGGGGGGGGCACCGUGAUGGGUGAAGCACUUUGAGUAGCUAAUGCGGCCUUGGCUGCUUGGGGCUGCGUGUGAAAUGAAAUGCAGAGAUCUGUGGGGUUGUCGCUCGAAGAGAGUUGCCGGGGGGUAUGUGUAUUAAAAGCAAG
Messenger RNA from Brienomyrus brachyistius, 4215 nucleotides. It is a transcript of the gene mtmr3, whose product is annotated as myotubularin related protein 3. Bases 348 to 3836 code for a protein of 1162 amino acids. Gene Ontology annotation, biological process: regulation of autophagy; dephosphorylation. The transcript has 22 exons. The record is from RefSeq and is a predicted model, not a curated record. Gene Ontology annotation, molecular function: metal ion binding; protein phosphatase binding; phosphatidylinositol-3,5-bisphosphate 3-phosphatase activity. NCBI's taxonomy places the organism in Eukaryota, Metazoa, Chordata, Actinopteri, Osteoglossiformes, Mormyridae.